AUGACAGAUCCCAUGAUGGACUUUUUUGAUGAUGCCAAUCUGUUUGGUGAGACCUUAGAAGGUUUGCCAGAUGAUGCAUUUGUGCAACCAGGACCUGUUUCACUAGUUGAUGAAUUGAACUUGGGUGCAGAAUUUGAACCUUUGCACAUAGACUCACUGAAUCAUGUUCAAGGUACUCCAACACAUCAGAAGAUGACUGAUUAUGAACAGUUAAAUCAGUUUGAUUCAAUGAAAUUUCACCAAGUUAAUCAGUCUUUUGGUAGCCCAGCUGAACAUGUGUUAUCACCACACUCUCAGUUUAAUUGUUCUCCAAUCCACCCCCAGAACCAACCGAAUGGUUUGUUUCCAGAUGUAGCAGAUGGCAGUCCUAUGUGGGGCCAUCAGACAGCUACUAGCAUUUCAAAUCAAAAUGGGUCUCCUUUUCACCAACCAGGACAUUCUCACUCUAUGCAUCAAACUAAAAGCUUUGUGGCACACCAUGACUUUGCCUUAUUUCAGGCCAAUGAACAACAAACACAGUGCACUUCGCUACGCUCCCAACAAAACAGAAAUAAUCUUAACCCAGGGCAAAAUUCUCUUAGUCAGUCUAAAACUUUCAUGGAUGUUAAUGUUUCUGGUCCACACAGAGUCAGUGUUAAUCAUCCACCACAAAUGAAUAAUGCAUCUACUUCACAACAGUCCCUUUCGAUGCAGCAGUUUUCCCAAACAUCAAACCCUUCAGUACACUUCCUCAAGUGUAGCAGUCACCAAGAAGGUAAUUUUAAUGGACCUUCUCCAAAUAUGACUUCUUGUUCUGUCAGUAAUUCACAGCAGUUUUCUUCACAUUAUUCCUUUUCCAAUAGUCAUGUGUCACCAAAUAGUCUUCUUCAACCCUCUGCAGUUCUUGCACCUAAUCAUACAAAUCAGACUUUGUCUGAUUUUACUGGGAGUAAUUCCUUUUCACCUCAUAGGGGAAUCAAGCAAGAAUCGACUCAGCAUAUGCUAAAUCCUAAUACAUCGUUGAAUUCAAGUACCUUCCAAAUGUUGCAUUCGUCACAUCCUCAGGGUAAUUACAAUUCAAAGUUGUCUCCUGUGCACGUGAGCUUCCCAGAUCCUGUGGACUCAGGAGCUCAGAUGGGCCACUUCAGUGAUCAUGUAGAAACUAACGGCUUUUCGUCUUUGGAAGAGAAUUUACUUCAUCAAGUGGAGUCUCAAACUGAGCCAUUCACAGGACUGGACCCAGAAGACCUCCUGCAGGAGGGGCUCCUUCCCCAGUUUGAUGAGUCAGCAUUUGGGCAGGAUAAUUCAAGUCAUGUUUUAGAUCAUGACCUUGAUCGGCAAUUUACUUCACAUCUUGUAACACGGCCUUCUGAUAUGGUUCAAACUCAGUUGCACAAUCAGGCUCGGAGUUGGCAUUCAUCACUUUCUAAUCAUCAGCAUUUACAUGAUAGAAAUCGCCUGUGUUUACAGCGACAGCCUCCAUCUUCCAAGAAGAGUGAUGGUUCUGGGACAUACACUAAGUUGCAGAAUACCCAGGUGAGGAUCAUGUCCGAGAAGAAGCAGAGAAAAAAGGUGGAAUCAGAAAGCAAGCAAGAAAAGGCUAAUCGUAUAAUAUCAGAGGCCAUAGCAAAAGCAAAGGAGCGAGGGGAACGCAAUAUUCCACGGGUAAUGAGCCCUGAAAACUUCCCUAGUGCUUCAGUUGAAGGGAAAGAGGAAAAGAAAGGAAGAAGGAUGAAAACCAAGCCAAAGGACAAAGAGAGCAAAAAAACAAAAACUUGUUCUAAGUUAAAAGAGAAGACAAAAAUUGGAAAACUCAUUAUUACAUUGGGUAAGAAACAAAAGAGAAAGAAUGAGUCUUCAGAUGAAAUAUCUGAUGCAGAGCAGAUGACACAGCAUGCAUUCAAAGAGGAAGACUCUCAAAAAAGAAGAUCAAAUCGACAAAUUAAAAGGAAAAAAUAUGCAGAGGAUGCAGAAGGGAAACAAUCUGAAGAAGAGGUUAAAGGCUCUAUGAAACUAAAAAAGAAUUCAGCUCCUUUGCCUGGUGAACAGCCUUUACAGUUAUUUGUGGAGAAUCCGAGUGAAGAAGAUGCUGCAAUUGUGGACAAGAUACUGUCUUCUAGAACUAUUAAAAAAGAAAUAUCACCUGGAGUGAUGAUUGAUACAGAAGAAUUUUUUGUAAAAUACAAGAAUUACUCUUAUCUUCACUGUGAAUGGGCCACAGAACAGCAGCUUCUGAAAGAUAAAAGGAUCCAGCAGAAAAUCAAACGAUUCAAAUUGAGACAAGCACAAAGAGCACACUUUUUUGCAGACAUGGAAGAAGAACCAUUUAACCCAGACUACGUUGAAGUAGACAGAGUGUUAGAAGUCUCUUUUUGUGAAGAUAAAGAUACUGGCGAGCCUGUUAUUUACUAUUUAGUAAAGUGGUGCUCAUUACCGUAUGAAGAUAGUACUUGGGAACUAAAAGAAGAUGUAGAUCUUGCAAAAAUAGAAGAGUUUGAGCAAUUGCAAGCUUUAAGGCCUGACACAAGACAUUUGGAUCGUCCUCCUCCUAAUAUUUGGAAAAAAAUAGAUCAAUCCAGGGAUUAUAAAAAUGGCAAUCAACUCAGGGAAUACCAACUGGAAGGACUCAACUGGCUCUUAUUUAAUUGGUACAAUAGACGAAACUGCAUUUUAGCAGAUGAAAUGGGUCUUGGCAAAACCAUUCAAUCAAUUACAUUCCUCUACGAAAUCCUUCUGACUGGUAUAAGAGGACCUUUCCUGAUUAUUGCUCCACUUUCUACUAUUGCAAACUGGGAGAGAGAAUUUCGUACGUGGACUGAUAUUAAUGUUGUGGUUUAUCAUGGGAGCCUGAUUAGCAGACAAAUGAUACAGCAAUAUGAGAUGUACUUCAGGGACUCACAGGGGCGGAUUAUUCGAGGAGCUUACAGAUUCCAAGCCAUCAUCACCACUUUUGAAAUGAUUCUUGGAGGCUGUGGAGAGCUUAAUGCAAUUGAAUGGCGAUGUGUAAUUAUUGAUGAAGCACAUAGGUUAAAAAAUAAAAACUGUAAACUUCUAGAAGGUCUGAAGCUCAUGAAUCUGGAACACAAGGUGCUUUUGACUGGCACACCUCUCCAAAAUACAGUUGAAGAACUAUUCAGUCUUCUUCACUUUCUGGAGCCCCUAAGGUUUCCUUCUGAAUCAACAUUUAUGCAAGAAUUUGGGGAUCUGAAAACAGAGGAACAGGUGCAGAAACUUCAGGCUAUCUUGAAACCAAUGAUGUUGAGACGAUUGAAAGAAGAUGUGGAAAAGAAGUUGGCACCUAAGGAAGAAACCAUCAUUGAAGUAGAACUUACUAACAUUCAGAAGAAAUACUACCGGGCUAUUCUGGAGAAAAACUUUUCAUUUUUAUCCAAAGGAGCAGGGCAGACUAAUGUACCCAACCUGGUCAAUACCAUGAUGGAGCUCAGGAAGUGCUGUAAUCACCCGUAUCUCAUCAAAGGUGCUGAGGAAAAAAUACUUGGAGAAUUUAGAGAUACAUAUAAUCCAGCUGCUUCUGACUUUCAUCUUCAAGCAAUGAUCCAGUCUGCUGGUAAAUUGGUCCUUAUUGAUAAAUUGCUUCCCAAAAUGAAAGCAGGAGGUCAUAAAGUGCUCAUCUUCUCUCAGAUGGUACGCUGCCUAGAUAUCCUGGAGGACUAUCUUAUACAUAAAAGAUAUUUAUAUGAGCGAAUUGAUGGAAGAGUCAGAGGGAAUCUUCGACAAGCUGCUAUAGAUCGAUUUAGUAAACCUGAUUCAGAUCGAUUUGUCUUUCUUCUGUGUACCCGAGCUGGUGGGUUGGGCAUCAACUUAACUGCAGCUGAUACAUGUAUAAUUUUUGAUUCUGAUUGGAAUCCUCAAAAUGACCUUCAGGCCCAAGCUCGUUGUCACAGAAUUGGUCAGAAUAAAGCAGUUAAAGUCUACCGACUAGUGACUCGUAACUCAUAUGAAAGAGAGAUGUUUGACCGAGCCAGUCUGAAACUGGGUCUAGAUAAGGCUGUGUUACAGAGCAUGAGUGGAAGAGAAAGUAAUGUUGGUGGUAUUCAACAGCUUUCCAAAAAGGAAAUAGAAGAUCUGCUUCGAAGAGGUGCUUAUGGUGCCAUUAUGGAAGAAGAAGAUGAAGGCUCUAAAUUCUGUGAAGAAGAUAUUGAUCAGAUUUUACUACGUCGUACAAAAACCAUUACAAUUGAGUCAGAAGGACGUGGGUCAACAUUUGCCAAGGCAAGUUUUGUGGCAUCUGGAAACCGAACAGAUAUUUCAUUAGAUGAUCCCAACUUCUGGCAAAAAUGGGCGAAAAAGGCAGAAAUAGAUAUAGAUGCCAUCAGUGGUAGAAACAGCUUGGUUAUUGACACUCCAAGAAUUAGGAAGCAAACAAGACCCUUCAGUGCCACAAAAGAUGAGUUAGCUGAAUUAUCUGAACCUGAAAGUGAAGGAGAUGAAAAGCCCAAACUUCGGAGACCCUGUGAGCGUUCGAAUGGCUAUGGAAGAACUGAAUGCUUUAGAGUAGAGAAAAAUCUGCUAGUUUAUGGAUGGGGCCGAUGGAGGGAGAUUCUGUCUCAUGGCCGUUUUAAAAGGCAGCUAAACGAGCACGAUGUAGAAAUCAUCUGCCGAGCCCUCUUGGCAUAUUGCCUUGUUCACUACCGAGGAGACGAGAAAAUUAAAGGCUUCAUAUGGGAUCUCAUUACUCCAACUGAAGAUGGGCAGACACGAGAGCUACAGAAUCAUCUAGGACUGUCAGCCCCGGUACCGAGAGGUCGAAAAGGAAAGAAAGUAAAGACUCAAACAAGCUCAUUUGAUAUACAAAAAGCAGAAUGGCUUCGAAAAUACAAUCCUGAACAACUACUUCAAGAUGAAGGCUACAAAAAACAUAUAAAACACCACUGUAAUAAAGUUUUGCUUCGUGUAAGAAUGCUGUAUUAUCUAAAACAAGAAGUCAUUGGAAAUGAGUGUCAGAAAGUUUUUGAUGGAGUUGAUGCAAGUGACAUUGAUGUUUGGGUCCCAGAACCAGACCACUCAGAAGUUCCAGCUGAGUGGUGGGAUUUUGAUGCUGAUAAGUCACUCCUUAUUGGAGUUUUUAAACAUGGUUAUGAGAAGUAUAACACUAUCCGAGCAGACCCAGCAUUGUGCUUUUUGGAACGAGUAGGAAAACCUGAUGAGAAAGCAGUUGCUGCGGAACAGAGGGCAAAUGAUUAUAUGGAUGGGGAUGUGGAAGAUCCAGAAUACAAACCUGCCCCAGCUGUCUUUAAAGAUGAUAUAGAGGAUGAUGUUUCCUCACCGGGAGAUCUUGUUAUAGCAGAUGGAGAUGGUCAGCUGAUGGAGGGUGACAAAAUUUAUUGGCCUACUCAGUCAGCUUUAACUACCCGUUUGAGGCGUCUCAUUACUGCCUAUCAGCGUACUAAUAAAAACAGACAAAUCCAACAGAUACAAAUCCAACAAGAUCCAACUUUCCCUGUGCCUGCCAGUGUUAUGCAGCCUCUUUAUGAAGAAGCCACUCUUAACCCUAAAAUGGCAGCCAAGAUAGAAAGACAGCAGAGAUGGACAAGAAGAGAAGAAGCUGAUUUUUACAGAGUUGUAUCUACAUUUGGAGUGGUAUUUGAUCCUGACAGAGGCCAGUUUGAUUGGACAAAAUUUAGGGCUAUGGCUCGGCUACAUAAGAAAACUGACGAUAGCUUGGAGAAAUAUCUGUACGCUUUCAUGUCUAUGUGUCGGAGGGUUUGUCGUCUUCCUUCCAAAGAAGAAUUGGUGGAUCCAAGUAUUUUUAUCCAGCCAAUCACAGAAGAACGUGCUUCUCGGACUUUAUAUCGCAUUGAACUUCUAAGGAAAGUAAGGGAACAGGCCCUCCGACAUCCACAAUUGUUUGAGCGCUUGAAGCUUUGCCAUCCAAAUCCAGACUUACCAGUCUGGUGGGAAUGUGGCUCUCAUGAUAGGGACUUGCUCAUUGGAGCUGCUAAACACGGGGUGAGCCGAACAGACUAUCACAUUCUUCGGGACCCUGAACUCUCAUUUAUGGCCGCUCAGAGGAACUACAGUCAAAGUAAGAUGGCUCAUUCAAGGACUUCUACCCCACUUUUACAGCAAUAUCAAGUAGCACUUUCUGCUUCUCCUCUUACCUCUCUACCUAGGCUCCUAGAUCCUAAAGCUGUUAUUCUAGAGGAUGUGAAAGUUAAAAGUGAAAACCUUAAAGAGGAGCCUCAGUCUUCUGAAGAAGAGUCUAUGUCUUCUGAGGAAACCAGGACACUAAUAAAGUCUGAGCCUGUAAGUCCAAAGAAUGGUGUUUUACCACAGGCUACUGGAGACCAGAAAUCUGGUGGAAAAGGUGAAACAGACAGACGCAUGGUUGCAGCCAGAACAGAGCCUCUAACUCCAAACCCAGCUUCUAAGAAGCAGCGAGUCCACAAAAGAGGAUCAGAGUCUAGUUCUGAUUCUGACUCUGAUUCUGAGAGAUCGUCCUGUUCUUCCAGAUCAUCUUCUUCCUCGUCUUCCUCCUCUUCGUGUUCCCACUCUCGAUCAGGCUCUAGCUCUUCUUCUUCCUCCUCUUGUUCUUCAGCAUCAUCUUCAUCCUCAUCCUCAUCUUCCUCUUCCUCAUCCUCCUCCUCAUCUUCGUCAGAAGAAAGUGACAGUGAAGAAGAGGAAGUCCAAAAGCGAGCAGAAGGUGCUCCUCACAUGAAAGCCUACGAUGAAGAAAGCGUCGCAUCACUGAGCACUACCCAGGAUGAGACCCAGGAUAGUUUCCAGAUGAACAAUGGGACAGCAGAGUCUGCUUACAUCCUACAGGGUGGAUACAUGCUGGCAGCAUCAUAUUGGCCAAAGGAUCGUGUGAUGAUCAACCGGCUGGACAGUAUUUGUCAAACAGUCCUGAAAGGGAAGUGGCCUUCAGCUAGAAGAAGUUACGAUGCCAGCGCAGUGGCUUCUUUCUACACCACAAAGCUGCUGGACAGCUCUGGUGCAGCCACAGAGUAUAGCGAGCCCAGCGCGCCCCCUCCUGCAGGUGCUGCAGUCAAAGAAGAACACGAUCAGUCAACACAGAUGUCAAAGGUGAAGAAGCAUGUACGAGAAAAGGAGUUUACAGUGAAAAUCAAAGACGAAGGUGGUUUGAAGUUGACAUUUCAGAAGCAAGGGCUCACUCAGAGAAAGCCACUGGACAGUGAAGACUGUGCUCCUGGGCAGCAGCAGUACCUCACUAGACUUCGGGACCUCCAAGGUGCGUCAGAGAGCAGCCUCGCCAGUUUCCCAAAAUCCAUACCACUCUCAGGUACUCCCAUUCAAUCAACCCUUGGUGCCAAUGGAAUUUUAUUAGACAACCAGCCUGUAGUCAAAAAAAGGCGGGGAAGGAGGAAGAAUGUAGAAGGUGUUGACAUCCUCUUUUUUAACAGAAAUAAACCACCUAAUCAUGUUGCGUUAGGCUUAACCACCUCACAGAUUUCUACAGGGAUAAAUCCAGCACUAUCCUAUACUCAACCUCAAGGAAUUCCUGAUACAGAAACUCCUGUUCCAGUUAUUAACCUUAAAGAUGGGACAAGACUUGCAGGCGAUGAUGCACCGAAGAGAAAGGAUUUGGAAAAGUGGCUUAAGGAGCACCCAGGUUAUGUGGAAGAUUUAGGAGCUUUUAUUCCUAGAAUGCAACUCCAUGAGGGGAGACCCAAACAAAAAAGGCAUCGUUGCAGAAACCCCAAUAAAUUAGACGUUAAUAGUCUCACCGGAGAAGAACGUGUUCAGCUGAUUAACAGAAGAAAUGCCAGAAAGGUUGGAGGUGCAUUUGCUCCCCCUCUGAAAGAUUUGUGUCGGUUCCUGAAAGAAAAUGCAGAAUAUGGAGUAGCUCCUGAAUGGGGAGAUGUUGUUAAGCAGUCCGGAUUUCUUCCAGAAAGUAUGUAUGAACGUAUUCUCACUGGUCCCGUGGUAAGAGAGGAAGUAAGCAGGCGAGGGAGACGACCUAAAAGUGGAAUUGCAAAGGCCACAGCGGCAGCAGCAGCUGCAACUGCCACCAGUAUUUCAGGCAAUCCUUUGCUAGCCAAUGGAUUACUUCCAGGUGUGGACCUCUCAACUCUUCAGGCCUUACAACAAAACCUACAAAACUUGCAAUCACUGCAAGUGACUGCAGGGCUGAUGGGAAUGCCUGCUGGCCUUUCUUCUGGAGGAGAAGCUAAAAACGUGGCCGCCAUGUUCCCCAUGCUGCUGUCGGGAAUGACUGGGUUGCCAAAUCUGUUGGGCAUGGGAGGGCUCCUGACAAAGCCGACAGAAUCCGGAACAGAAGAAAAAAAGGGAAAUGACUCUAAGGAGGUAGAAGGGAAAAAAGAAAGGACAGAGAGCCACAACUCCGAGAACGGCGGUGAAAACUCUGUGUCAGGUUCUCCUGCAGCGUCCUCUGCUGCUGCGUUAAGUACAGCUGCAGCUGCCAGCCCGUUAGCCCUGAACCCACUGUUACUAUCUAAUAUUCUUUAUCCAGGGAUGCUUCUCACUCCAGGCCUUAAUCUUCAUAUUCCAGCUUUGUCUCAGUCCAACAGUUUUGAUGUACAGAAAAACAAAAACAGUGACUUAGGCUCAUCUAAGUCUGUGGAAGUAAAGGAAGAAGAUUCCAGAGUUAGAGAUCAGGAAGACAAAGGGGGAACUGAACCGAGUCCUCUCCAUGAAAACAGCACAGAUGAGGGUUCAGAGAAAGCCGACGCUUCAUCUGGAUCUGAUAGUACAUCAUCGUCAUCCGAGGAUUCAGACUCUAGUAAUGAAGACUGA
Rangifer tarandus platyrhynchus (Svalbard reindeer) is the source of this 8718-nucleotide messenger RNA. Lineage: Eukaryota; Metazoa; Chordata; Mammalia; Artiodactyla; Cervidae. The record is from the annotation of a GenBank genome assembly.